CGUUGUCGUAUACAAGUCGAUGCCGGCAAGGGAACAGCAGCUGGUAUGGUUUCUUUCAAUUCAAGCAUUUAACACAAAAUAGUUGCCCUUACUAUCUGAGCGUGAAUAGAACUUUAUUUUUGUCCUAUUGUCGUCUGAUAAAGUUGAAAGCAGUCGUCUGAUCUCCCAUUAUUAUUAUUUGUUAUUAUUAUUUGUUUCAUCUGUGUUCUUAUCUCGACUCGGAGUGGUAAAUAUAAAUUAAUAACAAAAGUAUAGUUUAGCAAGACGAUUGACGUGUAAACUACGCCAAAUGCAAUGAGAUUUAUCCUCAAUUAGAUUGAUUGAUGGUUCAUGAUGUGAUAAGUGAUGUGAUGUGAAGUGAAUAAGAAGAAUACAUACCUUUAUCAGUUUUCGACAAAAAUGUGUAUCACCUUCAAAAUAAAGAAAAAAUAUCGAGGAUACAAAUACUUAGGAUUAUACAACCAAUUGGUUACGUAAAAUGCCUUGGAAUUGUUUAUGCAGCUCGGAUAAAGAAAGGCACAAGCUUGAGAUAAGUGCACCGAUUUUAAAUCGAGAUGGCAGCGCAAAAAUAAUUCAAAACACAAAAAACGAUGGCAACUCAAAGAAAACCAAUUUCCCCCAUUUCCAAAGAAAUACCAAUCAGUCGGUGGAAAUUGUUUCGAAUAGUAAUUUUAUCGAUGACAACAAAUUGUACAUCAAGUUUGCUUCAAAGCAGCAAAGGCAACAACGCUCAAGAAAUAACGCAAGAAAUACCAAAGACGCAAACGCGAAAUUGCAAACUAGUGAACAGCAAAGCUCCAAUCCUGCUUAUACUUUGAAUUUCGUCAAUAAAACUAUUGACCUCAAUGGAAAUGCAUCAUUGAAUCAAAAUCAACGCCACGAGACCGAAGAAGACGACACAACUUACAGUCAACUUGUAUUUGAACGUCAUCAGGUAAACAAGUCCAAUGAGACAUCAUCAGGAAAUAUUUUGUCUUCAAAUAACCUAAGGAAUCCGCCGACAACUGUGACGUCAGUGACAGCAUCUCAUCGUCAUGAUUUUGAUAGCACUGGUCAUUAUGACAGAUUGCCUUUUGACAAAUCAUUAGGGUCCAAUGAAAAUAGUAGUUUCCAACGAACAAAUGCAAAUCACAUCGACCAACAGCCACAAGUGCCUCACAACCAUGACCAUCCCCACUAUCAACAGAACAACCAGAAUGUAUCAACAACAGGUGGUUUUAGUAUUCCGAAUGGCGUUGGCGAAGACGACUCGAAUACGAUUCCAUUCAUUGAUGAAGAAGACGUUGUAAGCAUCGUGGAUAAACAUGGCACGCACCUUCAAAUCAAUGAAGGCAACAACAACUGCUCUACUACAAGUCGCAUAAUACCCCUUCAUUCGAAGAACGUUGGUUCGAACCAAACAAUUGAGCGAGGCAAAUUGUUGCACCGAAUGCAACUUUCCAACGGGCCAUUGAGAAAACUCCCUUCAUCAAAAGGGAGCACUUCCCCUUUGUCAAACCAAAAUCCAACACAGAAUGCCAGUGGUGGUGGAAGUGUGCACAAUUUCCAAGCCUGGAAUCCCGCAAAGGGGAAACUUUGCCAAGUUUGUCACGAGUCUGCGUCCAAUGGCUCAAAUACCUUGGUGAAAUGUCGAUGUUGUGAUUUGGUAUGCCACCACUGGUGUGUGCCUAAGAUAAUGCCUAGUGUUCGUUAUCAUGAUACAUCUUUUAUAAUUUAUCGCAAGUGGUUACGUGCCGAAGAUGAAUUGGCUUUUCCCACCAUCCACAAAUACGUUCUUACGAGCGUUAAGGCCGAAGAUAAAAUCACAAAGCCCGACUACUACCUCACCGACAGCGAAUGCACGUAUUCGAAUCAAAUGGAAAAACGCAUAGAUCUAGAUGCGGUUAACCGAAAUAAGCGAAAAUCACGACGUCGAACACGAUCAUUAGAAAAACGCAAACCAACAACACCAAACGCUGUAGAUAACGUCACCGCAGGAUUUAUAGCAACCAAAUCCAAUGCUAUCAAAGACGACAACGACGAGUUGAGUUUGCGUGCAAGCGAAAAUAAAAUCAGUAUUCGCGUUGAAGCGAACGACGAUGAUGCAAGGGUUCACCAGCACCAAAGCCUAUCCGGCAAGCUACGCAUUGUUGAAGCGGAAAAGCGUUCAACACAGAGCACAGUUGAUGUUGGAGCCGGAGCUGUGCCAGCUGAGACUAGUGAUGAUGAGUCAGACGAUGAUUUUGGAUCAAAAGGCAGUUGUUAUGAUGCCAUUGUGGCAGAUCAAGGAAUAGAAUCUCAAAGAAAUCAAUCUCAAAGGGAUUUAAUUGCAGUGGAUGUGCACUCUGAACCUCGACCACAAUCAGGUUUUCAACGGAGUUCAAAGCUUAUUAUAAGAGAACCUACUGAUCUGAAGGAAACCAAAGAAUCCGUACCUGUAAUUAGUGAUAAGGAUAACGUAAGGAAUAUUGUGAUGGAGAGGCAGAUAUCAUGCACAAGUGAUGAAAGUGCUUCGGAAUCGUAUUCACUUGGGGAUUCUCCCUCUUAUGCAGCUAUAGGAAGAGGAUCUUCUUUGCGAAGUAGUCUGAGAAGUGCAACAAGUGCAUCAUCUUCAAAUUACUUUUUGAGCGAUCGUGCAAGUGAUGUUGGUGAUAUGUCAGUUUUUGAAUCUAGGAGCACAUUGCAGAAACCAAAUGAGGACAGAGUUGAUUCUAACCAGCAAAUACUACCGAAAUUGGAGACACAACCCUGGUCCACUCAAACUCUACCGGCUCCAAGUCAACAUCAGAAAAAAGUUUCAACUCCUGGCCUUCGACUCCACUAUGUUACUGAACGAAUUCUGGCCUACAUUCUACCCACACAAAAUGGAAAUUAUUUCGAUGAACACGAUCAAUAUGAAAAAGAAGUGAUACCUAUGCUCGAACAGAAACAUGGUCAUAACUACCAGCUCUUCAACCUCGAAACGUGCAUUUCUGUAAUAACUCUGGAAAGAAUCUGUGAAUUGUGCAAGCAUAUUGACAAAUGGCUUGGGAGUGGCCAGGAGAAAGUCGUUGUUUUGCAAGAUAGAGAGGAUUGUCAACGUUUAGGUGCAACCUUAAUUGCUUUCUUAGAAUACCUUCGAAUAUGUGCUUCCAACUACCAAACACGUCAUAUUAAUCUGAACGAAGAUGCCCAAGUGCAAAAUACAAUCGCAAGAAACUGGAUGAAUCUCGAUAUGUUCUCAAUGAAGAAAUUUCUCGAGGGUAACAUUGAACCGCUACGCAUCCCAUCAUACAAGCGUUACAUUCGAUACUUUUCCGGUUUGCUAUCUGGCCAAAUAAAACUAAACGCAUCACCAUUGCACCUUAAUUCGAUAGGUAUCGAAUCACCACCAUCUUUUCUGCAAUAUAAUGGUGUGUCUUCAAAAAGCGAAUGGAGUAGUUUUAUAAAAAUCUACGAAGGAUUACAGUGCGUUUAUACUUCCGAUGUACACAUCAUUCCAAUAACAACAAGACAAUUUCUAUAUCAAAUUGGAAAUUUACGUCUUCGAGGUGAUAUAUUAAUCAGGUGCUAUCAAAUCGGUUCCUCAGGUAAUAUCUACGACCUUGAAUCUAAGAAGCUUAUGUUUUCGGUCCAAUUCCAUACGUGUGCCAUUAAGACCGAUGAUGUUGUAUUUGUAAAGGAAGACUUAGAUUGUGCUCAUGAUGAGCCUCAAUUCCCGAACGACUGCAAGGUUUCAUUUCACUUUAAUUCUGGAAACAACAAUAACUUUCUGUUUCAAAGUCCACUAAUAAGAACGGAACGGCUAAACGAUAUUAAUAAGGCGAAUAGUAUUGAAAAUUUGGACUUAAACUCUUGUCACACCCAAGGCCCACUGGAUGGUUCCUUAUACGCAACAAUUCUAAAAUCACCAAAAUCAUCACAUUGCCCCAAUAACAACAACGACCAAUCUAUAAAAUCCAUUGCUAGUUUCGAUAAGAGUUUUGACUCGAUAAAUAACAAUAAACCAAUCAGAACAAGCACCCCAAUUAAAAACUCAUCCCGCACGGAAGUCACUUCCGGAAGAACCUCCUUUCGGGAAGCAUCGGCUCCAUUGCCGGCGCGAACUCAUAAUAACACUCAGAUAGAAAAUCGUCCUGGGACAUCACAAUCGAAUUAUCGUCAACAAUCAGGACAACAGACAUCUACUUUGUUGCAUCACCAAACAAACUCCGCCAUUGUUGUUCAAACCCCUGAUAGUAACAAUCGAAUCUCCCAAAAUGGCUCUAGAGAAUUUGUACGCAGUCCACUUACACUGUCCAUGGAUUCAGGAAUCUCAAGUAGCGGUGUAUUAAAUAGACCCACAUUAGCAUCAAGUGUAUCGCCAUCAAGUUUUCCUAGUCAAGUGAGCCCACAAGAAGAUCGCCAUCGUGAACUUGAUGACAUUUUGAGUGACAUGCUAUUAACAGUUCAAGAUAUACCUGACUUCCAAAAUCGUAAAUCAAGCACGCAUUCGAUUAACCAAUACGAUCGUAGUCAAAGUGUCGUGUCCCACGUUUCUGCCACCGCCUCCGCGUCAUCCCCAGUGUAUACGUUGCCAAUACAAAAUCCGCCCGCGCAAAAUAUCAAUCGCGACUUGAUACACAGUUCGCAUUCAUAUGUUUCACAGGAGAACGUGCAACGUCAUUCAAAUUCGAAUUCAUACAACAAACAAGAUCGGUUCGAUCCGUACGAUACAGCUAGUACAACAACCACGUUAACACCGCCACCAAGUGAAAGUGGUCGUGACACACCAAACCUGUUCAGUGGCUACCAUAGCAGUACUAGCAACACAUCGCGUCAACAACAGCAACAACGACGCGAAACAAACGCUGCAGCAACUAUGCCUUUGCAACAUAACCAAAUGCCGCCUCAGUCUACUUCGGGUUCGGCAUCGGUGGGUCAAAAAAAUUCGCAACAUCAGUCAGCGACAUAUCAUCGAGUAGUGCGGACGUCUAAGGAAAAUAAUCCGAUCACCUCUGAAGACGAGGAUAAUAUUCCGUAUCACGCGCGUGAACAUUCUCAACCUUUUUCCUACGGCAACCUUCCGUCGAACGGUGUGCAUUUGAACGACGUUUCCGGUCCCGAAAACCAACAAAAAGAUCCUAGAAUGAUAAAAGCUCAAUCGGGACUCACCAGUCCUAUGCUGGUGCGUAAGACAUUUGGUGGUACCGUUUCCAAUGACUCAACUUACAGUACGCUGCGAAAGCCUGAUUUCGAAGAGAUGCUCCGUGAGCGACGCGAAAAAGUUAUGAGUGAAAAGUACUCGAUUAGUGACAAGCAGCCUGUUGCAUCAAAUGGAUAUCACAACUAUUACAAUGACCCAUUGAAGCGUUCAAAUACUCUGGAUGGAUUCCAUCGCAGCACAAGCACUAAUGAACUUUCCGGACAAACAUGGCUUCAGUUGCAACAACAAAAACUACGCGCAAAGAAAAAUGCACAGCUAAAAGAUGAUCGAAAAUAUUUUGAAGAAAUCCACACUGAAAUUAAAAAUAGACCACUGAGAUUGAGAAAUAAUGCACGAUAUGAUGGCUAUGCCAGCGAUACAGCAGCUUUUGAUGAGGUCGAUUUUAGAAGGCCGCUUCAUGUACAGACUCCGUACCACACAUCGAACAGUUCGCCAGAACGUCACUAUCAUACAAUCAGCACGACAACAAAAACUGUCACUAAGGAGCGACCAUUUGUCGCUGUGAAACGUUCCCAUGAGACUGCUAAGCAAGAAAAACUUGGAUCACCGUCAUUAUCGCCACUCGCUAUUUUAAAUGCCUCUCCACUUGGCCAUAUUGCACACGCACAACAAAGCAAUAAUAUUCGUAACAGUAACAGUAAUAUAAAUAACACUAGUAGUAAUAAAAAUCAAAAUGGACUGCUGUCAUUGGCAGAAUCGCCUAUGAGUAACGGACGGGCAAGAUUGGAGUCCGAUAACCAAACAAAUAAUGUCCAAACGAAUAGCUUAAACGCUGCUAGCGCUAAAGCAUGUGCUAUCUCUUGUAACAAUAAUCUCAAUUCAGAUGUUAGUGUCGUUAAUAAUAAUAAUAACCACGCCAAUAUCACCAAUAGUACCAUAAAUGAGAUUCACCUUAAAAUAAAUGACAACAAAACCAUCAUAGAUUAUAAUUCCACUGAUACUUCUAACAAUAAUAAUAUAAAUCAUAAACAAAACAUUUGUUACAAUUCAAAAAAUUACAAAAUGCCGCCAUAUCAUGCCAAUAAUAUCGAAAUCUCGAGCAAUCAUAUUCAUCAUAAGGAAAGUACAAAUUUUGAAAAUACCUCAGCAGCUCAGAAUGGCCAAAGUGCCUUGGAAGAGCUCUUAGCCACAUUGGCAGUAGAAACAGACUUAAUGAAUCAACAGCUGAUACAAAAUAAACAAGAAAAACAUAUCGUUAAUGAUGUCAAUGAAAAUGGAAAUAUUCCGACAAAUCAUUCUGAGGAGCUUCAUUCGAACAAUCAGAAAGCAAAUCAAGAACUUUCUGACGUCAUUGCUGAUUUGGCUGAAUUCACAAGAUUCGAAAAUCAGCGUUUAGCUAAUGGUUAUGGUGACAGUUUGAGUAAUAACAGCAGCGAUAGUAGCAAUUGUAGCAAUGUAAAUAACUUACAAAAAAGGUUACUUUCUGAAUCAGAUCAAAGCUCAUCCAUAUCGCCUAGUCCAUCAGAUAGAAGCAAUCAUUUAGCACUGUGGCAUGAGCAGGUCCGCGAAGAAUCAUUUUCUUCAUAUCGGUCAGAAACCGAUCAAGAUUUAUCAAUAGCUGGUUCUCCACGUCCAGAAACUCCAGCUUUUCCUGUAACUCCACGAACUCCAUAUGGGCUUCAUAAUGGCAACAUUAGUCCUGGUAUUCCACCAAGAAGUCCAACACCACAACGACGUCUAUAUAAUUCGACAUGGUCAUUGAGGAGCAUUAAAUCAACAACUUCGACAUUAGACAGGAGUGUAACUUUUCAACAAAAAAACAGCAAGGAUAUCUAUGGGGGUACCCAGAAAGGACUGUUCCAAGAGGUUUCAAAUCAAAAUGACACGAUUUACAGAACUCGCAUGAACUCGAAUGCAUCAAAUGCAAACAGUGAACCCCAAGAGGUUGCUCCUCAUUUGGUGAAAUUUGUUCGCGAUUCAUCGAAAUUCUGGUACAAGCCCAAUUUGUCGCGCGAAGAAGCUAUAGAUCUUCUUCGUAAUGCCACUCCUGGAACUUUUAUAGUACGCGACUCGACAACAUUUAAAAAUGCUUACGGAUUGGUUGUACGAGUUGCACAACCUCCGCCAGGAGUUACAGCAUCACCCGGAAGUGAUGAACUUGUUCGCCAUUUCUUAGUAGAACCAACAACUCGUGGUGUACGCUUGAAAGGAUGUGCCAAUGAACCAGUGUUUUCAUCUCUUUCAGCUUUGGUUUAUCAGCACUCAAUUACACAAUUGGCACUGCCAUGUCGUCUUCUUAUUCCAGAUAGCGACAUUCAACAGGUUAAUAUGCAUACACCAGCACAGAAGCAGCUACUUACACAAGGUGCAGCUUGCAAUGUUCUCUACUUAUAUUCUUGUGGUACAGAAUCUCUUACUGGCGAGGAAGCAGUUCGUCGAGCUGUUGCACAACUUUUUUCAACUGUCCCACUUCCGAAACCAACAGAAGUUCACUUCAAGGUUGCACAGCAGGGUAUUACCUUAACAGACAAUACUCGGCAGAAGUUCUUUAGAAAACACUAUACCGCUCAUAAUAUUUCAUUCUGUGGUACCGAUCCGGAACAUAGGCAAUGGAGUGUAAGAACUGAAGAUGAAGGUCUCACAGUCAGCAAAAAGACAAUCUUCGCCUUCGUUGCACGACGGUCGCCCAGCUCAAAAGAUAACCAAUGUCACGUCUUUUGCGAUCUAGCCAUUACUCAGCCAGCAACAGCUAUAGUUUCUUUUGCGAAUAAAGUUCUUCCCACUGAGCAGCAACCAAACCGAAAUAUUUAGAAACAACAUGUUAUUUUUUUUUCAAAUAUGCAACCAUGUUGAAAAGCAUGAUAUUGAAUAUUUUGUAGGCUUAAUGUAGUUCGCAUUGCCAGCUUGUUGUUGUUCUUUUAUUCUUAUUUUUUUAAUAUCUAGAUUUAGUUAUUAUUUUAUUAUUAUGUUUAACAUUUUUUUUACUUUCUUUAUCAAUUUUUUUUAAAUGCUUUAAAUAUAUAUAUUGUUUCUGUCUAUUUAUAACGACAAAAAAAACAGACUAUUAAAUUUUUUGAAGCGCAAAUUAACAGUAAACAAAAAACCCUGUAAUAAAUUACCUCAGAACGAUUGCUUGGCCAAAGUUUAUUUUUCAGCGAAAAAAUAACAACUUUUUGGUAGACAAGAUGUAAAAAAAAACAGAAAAAUUGCAAAAAUAAAGCACACACUUGAAGAUUUUCUAUUGAAUAAAUAUUUUUUUGAUUAGUUUAAUUUGCACAGCACCUAAAUUAAUUAAUUUAUAAAUAAUUUUUUACACUUGAUAUUUUUUCGCACGAAAACAAAUAAUAAAGCAUGUAUAAGAGGAAAAACCAGUGCAAGGCCUUACACACGCAAAAGUACAAUUAUCAUUAUUUAAAAAAAAAAGAUACAACUUCCAAUCCAAUAUAUAUGUAAUGUACGUAAAGUAUAUGUGUUAUAAAUCUUUAAAAAAAAAAGUUAAAAUUAUUUAUUAAUGAAAGAGCAACUAAAAAUAAGUGUACUAGUCUUCUUCUUUUUUUUUUUGUCAAUAAAGAUCAGCAUAAUGAAUUCAAAAAUCGUAUUUGUUUUAUAAUUAACACAUAUUUUUUUAAUUAUCUGUAUAAUGCCAACCGAAAAUUAAAUAAUAACGAAUUAUAUGUUUUAUUUAGAUACGAGUUUUUAUUAAAUAAUUUUGAAUUCAAUUUUUUGCAUAUGUGUAAACUAAUUAUUAUUGCUUUAGAACUUAAUUUUUAAAGGCAGCUAGAAACACGAUGAACCUGUAAUAUCAUUGAUGUAGUAUGUUUUAAUGGAGUGUAAGUUAUAAUGUAUAUAUUCUUUAUGCAGUAAAAUAAUUAUUAACACA
Molecule: messenger RNA, 8984 nt
Organism: Episyrphus balteatus (marmalade hoverfly)
Lineage: Eukaryota; Metazoa; Arthropoda; Insecta; Diptera; Syrphidae
Gene: by
Exons: 24
Coding region: 479-7915 (2478 amino acids)
Molecular function (GO): protein binding
Source: RefSeq, a predicted model, not a curated record